AACACCCUGUAUAAUAACAUAAGUUACGUAAUACAGGUGCCGGUCUUAAGCCAUGUGUAGGCACUCCUGGGCUCACAGCAAGCUCGGGGCCUGCGGCUGAUGGGGUCCCAGGGAAGAGCGAAAUCCGGUUUUGCCAUUGAAGAAAAGGAGGGAUACUCAAAUAUAUUAAUCUUGGGGAUUUGCCUCCCCUCCACGCUCUUCAAUUUUUAAUCUCCAAUAUAUCUACUCCCCUCCCCGAGACGAACAUCUUCCUGAACAUGAAUCCUACGCUGAAUAUUUUUCCGACCAUAUGUUAGAAUAUUUUCUUCUGAACCAUAUUACACUCCGUAUAAAGAUUUGACACUGACAUAUAUUGAGCUUGUGGACCAAUUUUACACCUCCAAGUGUGCUUCGUGUGACUUUUUGAAAGAUGGCCGAUGAAGAGGCUCCACCAGAAGAAACUCCAUCAGAGGCGCCAGCAGAAGAUGCACCACCAGCUGCUGCGGCCGCUGAAGGAGAUGCCCUAGCUGAGAAGCAAAAUGGUGAAGGAGGAACAGGUGAAGAAAAAUCAGCAGAAUUGGGACCAGAUGUGGGAGGCUCAGAAGGCGAAUCAGAAGGCGUCUCAGCUGAUAAGCUACAACAAGAUGAGAGAGAGGCUUACCAACAAGCUGAUGGCAAAUCAGAGCCAGCAUUUGUACCUGAGAAGGAAACUGUUUGUGCUGAGGAAACAGAAGAUCUGACGCCAAGAGAAGGAAAAUAUGAUGUCUUGAACCGACAGGCUCUGGGAAGCGUCAUUGAUAUCAGAAAAGGAAGUGUCCCUGGAGAUAUUUCAGACAGAAAGACUGCUCGUUAUAUGAAUACGUACAAGCUGGAGUCAGAUAACCCUUUCAAUCAUGAAAAAGUAGACAAAAUCCUGGUAAACGUGAUGACUGAAGCAAUAGAAGGUUUAAAAUAUGACGCAGACAAGUGCUCCAAACAAGCCAGAUGGGCAUCUAGCGCUAUUAGAGCAAAAGUGAAAGAACUAGAAUUUGACAGGUGCGAAAUCUUGAACAAAUAUAAGGGCUGAGUGAUAACCUAGUGAACAUAUAGUGACCUCAUAAUGUCGGCAUCUUCAGAGCACGACUGACGUACGCCGACUAACAAAAAUGACGUAGAAAUUACGUCAAUAUGAUGAUCUAAUGUGACACCCAAUUGACAUCAUUAUAUGACGUCAUAGUAUGUCGAAUAAAAUACCAAGUAAAAAGUCGAUAUGACGUCCGUAUGUUGUGGAUAUGACGUCUAUUUGAGGUCGAUAUGACGUACAAUAGCUCGCAAAAAUAUUAAUCGCGCGGUGAAUCCAAAUACUCCAGAAAAAUUGAGGAUGUGACAACUACGCCCCACAAGCAGUGAGUUCAGAAGUGUUAGAAAGACGACAGAGUUAAUAUUCUACUUACCUUUCACUCUUAAACCCUCUCAUUCUGAGACGUCGUUAUCACCU
Messenger RNA from Acanthoscelides obtectus, 1456 nucleotides. The record is from the annotation of a GenBank genome assembly. NCBI's taxonomy places the organism in Eukaryota, Metazoa, Arthropoda, Insecta, Coleoptera, Chrysomelidae.